CGUGGGCACGCGUCUUGCUCUCGGCCGUGACGUUCGCUGCAGCUCGACGAUGAAUGUCGACGAUGUGUUCAAGGGCGCCGGGCUAACCGGUGGGAAAUACUCAACGGGAGGCAACAAGCGCAAGAUGCCCGACAACCCAAACCCCGAGUUCUUCAAAAAGAUGAAGACGGACGCGCCCCCCGCGCCGACCCCACCCACAAACGGCAGCGCCAAGGGGAAAGGACGCGCACCACCCAUAGAGGUGAUCGACGAAGACGCCGAGAUGAACGGGGAGGAUGCUGGAGACUUCGCACCCGGCGGCGACGCGGACUACUUCGCAGAGGAGGAUGACGAGGGGAGGUUCUUCGGUGGCGGCCUGACGAGCGAGCAGAAGGAGAUCCUGAACAUCUUCGACAAUGCUGGCGAGCAGGAUGAUGGUGCAAGCGCGCUCGCGCUUCCGGGCAUCCGACGCACGCUGCUCCGCUUCGAGCGAGCGGCGGCACGCAACCAGGACCACCGGAGUAAGUGGCCGGACGACCCGACCAAGUUCAUUGACUCGGAAGCGGACCUCGACGCAGCGCUCAAGGCCUUGUUGCCGCUUGCGCAGGCGCCUGCGCUCGCAUACCCGGAGCUUGUGAGGUCGGGUGCGCUGGAGAAGCUCAUUGGCUUGCUCAGCCACGAGAAUGUGGAUAUUGCAAUCGACGUGAUCGAAGUUCUGCACGAACUUACGGACGAAGACGUUGGUGAGGCCGUCGAUGAUGACGAGGAGGAAGAGGACGACGAAGAGGGCGGCACAAGGAGCGAACGCGCGUUGAAGGAGCUCAUCAAUGCACUGGUCCUUCAAUCCGUCCUUGAACUCCUCGUCGACAACAUGAAGCGCCUCAACGAAGCCGAAGAGUCCGACAGGCAGGGCGUCUACCACACCCUCGGUGUCUUUGAGAACGUUCUCUCAUCCGACCCUUCCCUCGCGCAGCCUCUUGUCGCCAAGACCGCUAUCCUCCCAUGGAUCCUGGACCGAAUACAGGCGAAGGCGCACGAUGACAACCGGUCAUACGCUGCAGAGAUGCUGAGCAUCCUAUUGCAGACGAACAGGGAGAACCGGGUGGCGUUUGGUGAGAAGGAUGGGAUUGAGGCGGUGCUCAAGACGUUGGCACAAUACAGGCGACGCGACCCAGCAGACGCAGACGAGGUUGAGUUCAUGGAGAACCUGUUUGACGCCUUAUGUUCCGCGCUCAAUGAGCCUGAAGUCAAGAAGCUCUUCAUGGAUGCAGAGGGUGUAGAACUGAUGAACUUAAUGGUGAAGGACAAGAAGCAGUCACAUACCUUGGCCAUCAAGACACUCGACUUUUCACUCUCAGGACCAGCAGGCGCACCAGCGUGCACGACGCUGAUCGAGGACGGCGGCCUGAAGGGCUUAUUCUCCGCCUUCAUGGGCAAGACAAAAAAGAAACACACCGCCGCUGAAGCCCCCCUCCCCCAAGACACAGCUCACGUCCUCGGCAUCCUCGCCUCCCUCUUCACCCACAUCCCCUCCGAAACCCCCGCGCGCAUCCGCCUCCUCGCCAAGUUCGUUGAGGGCGAGUACGAGAAGGCCGAUAGGCUUUUGGAUAUCCGAGACGGCGCGCGCGCGCGGCUAAGGGCAACGGAGAAGGAGAUCGACGCGGAGAAGGUGGAGCUGGAGGCGAGUGGGGAGACGCCGGGGAAGGAGGAGGAGGAUUUGUGGUAUUUGAGGCGGUUGGACGGUGGGUUGUUCACGCUGCAGACGGUGGAUUAUAUUUUGGCGUGGGUGGUGAUGGAGGAUGAUGGGAUCCGAGACCAUGUUGAGCGCAUGUUGUCUCGUAAGAGCCAGUCGCUGCGCAAUGUCGUCGAGACGCUGCGGGUUUACCACGACAAUAUCGACGAAGAGGACUCAGCAGCGAAGGGUGAAGGCGAAGGUGGCCUUUCGCAGCGGGAGAUCCUGGAGGGCCUCAUUGGAGCGCUGACGCCGGAGGAGGAUCAGGUGAAGGAGGGGUGGAAUGUUGGGAGGUAGCGAUGGAAGGGAGAUCGCCACAAAGCUCUUCAUGGUUGUCGGAGGGUAUGGUGCAUCACGGACAGCGAAUGUAUACAAACAUCGGCGUGCUACAGUAUAUACAAAAUGUGGCGCGUAGCCUACUUUUCCGCGGUCUACGUACUGCUACGACUCGCGAUAUUGCAGCGCGAGGAGCCAUGCCAGGAAUAUUAUAAGUCAUGGACGAUAUCCUUGCUCAUCAGGCCGUCUUCCCCAACGCCGCAC
Molecule: messenger RNA, 2251 nt
Organism: Schizophyllum commune H4-8
Lineage: Eukaryota; Fungi; Basidiomycota; Agaricomycetes; Agaricales; Schizophyllaceae
Product: DUF1716-domain-containing protein
Exons: 8
Coding region: 50-2008 (652 amino acids)
Cellular component (GO): spliceosomal complex
Source: RefSeq, a predicted model, not a curated record